CGUGGGUUGACUGUCAAGCCAUGGCGCGGGAGAGGAGAGGAGGGGGAGGAGCACGGUUUGCCGCUCGCCGCUCUGCAGGCGCCCCCCGCCCCCGGAGGCACAUUCCCGUCGGAAACAAUAGAGCCAGCAGCGCGAGCCGGCGAUUCCGACCAAGGCAGAACAAAGAAAGGUCUGCGCGACGGCUCUCCACGCUCCGCCCCCGCCUCCCACCUACACAACACGCGUCUCCCCUCCCUCCUUCUCUUUGUAACCUGCCCCGCAGCAUCGCGCGCUGAGAUUGACGCCUGGAGGCAGGACGAAGGGGGGGGGGCGAGGCAGGGUGCGGGAAGCCCCGGCGGUACGCUCCAACGCCAAGCGCGCCCUCAGCCGCUUAGGUGCCCACGCACCCGCGCAAGUGGAGCCAAAGCCGCCUCGAAUCACAGGCGGCGAGGGGGAGCCCUCCGAGGAGAGAAACAGCCUUUCGACGUUCCUUUGCCUUCUCUUCUUUUUUUGUACUUCUCUGCUGGGAACUGUUGCCUCUCCCCCGUUGCCAAGGAGCGGGCGAGACAAAAGCCCUUUUGUGAGCAGCCGCUGUGCAGCGGCGGCGGCGGCGGCGGCUCUGUGGGCAAGCCGAGUGGGGGGCCGAGGCGGAUGGAGAGUCUCGCUGGAAAAGAAGUUCGUCGCUCCUCCUGUCCUCGCCGCGUUGCUCUAGGCUCGGCGGAGGGGUGGCCGCGCUCGCCCUGACAUGCGGUGGCGCUGCUGCUGCUGUCGCCGCUUCUCCUGGGCUUCUUACCUGCGCGGCGGUGGCUGUUGUUCCCGCCGCCCGUCGUGCCUCCUUCGUCGUUGGCUUUGUGGGGGUAAAAAAGACCCAGCCGCAGCCGCGAGCCUCUCUGCCGAGAGCCUUGUUGACCCCCGAUUGCGGGGAGAAGCGCUGCCUACUUUGCAUUAUGUGGAUUCCACUCUUGGCUUUCCUGACGGUUGGGCUCGUCUCUUUGCAAAAGGGCCAGCGAGGUGCUGGCCCAGUCCUGUGGCUAGUCCGUCUGCUCGCUGCGGUUGUGCCGGGCUUGUGCCAGAGCCCAAUCAACAGAUGUAUCAUCUCAAAUGCAGCAACAUGUACCAACUGUCUUGCUGUGGGCCCAGAAUGUGGAUGGUGUACUCAAGAGGAUUUUAUGACUGGAACAAAACAGAAGGAACGAUGUGAUGUAGUUCUACAUUUAAUGAAAAGAGGCUGCAUGGCAGAUUUUAUAGAAAGUCCAAAAAUUGGUGUAACAAAACCUGUCAAUGGUGCUAAUAUACAAGUGAUACCAGGAGAAGUUUCAGUCCUCCUACGUCCAGGAUCUGAAGCAAGUUUUAUGUUGAAAGUUCAGCAGCUGGAAAAGUACCCUGUUGACCUUUAUUAUUUGGUUGAUGUGUCUGCAUCUAUGGACAAAAAUAUAGAAAAAUUAAACUCUGUUGGAUCUGAUUUAUCUCAAAAGAUGGAAAAUAUUUCCAUUGAUUUACGACUUGGAUUUGGAUCCUAUGUGGAUAAGACCGUGUCACCUUAUAUUAGCAUUCACCCAGGAAGAAUUCAUAAUCAGUGCAGCGAUUAUGAACUAGAUUGUAUGCCUCCUCAUGGCUAUAUCCAUGUCUUAUCAUUGACUGACAAAAUAGCAGAAUUCAGAAGCGCAAUUAGUAAGCAGAAAAUCUCUGGAAAUAUUGACACACCUGAAGGAGGCUUUGAUGCUAUGCUUCAAGCAGCUGUGUGCCAGAGCCAUAUUGGUUGGCGCAAAGAAGCAAAGCGUCUACUUCUCAUGAUGACAGAUCAGACCUCUCAUCUGGCUCUUGACAGUAAAUUAGCAGGGAUCGUAAUUCCCAAUGAUGGAAACUGCCAUUUGAAAGAUAAUGUAUACAUCAGAGCAACCAGUAUGGAACAUCCAUCACUUGGUCAGCUUUCUGAAAAGCUCAUAGACAACAACAUUAAUGUAAUUUUUGCAGUCCAAGGAAGCCAAUUUCACUGGUAUAAGGACCUUUUGCCUCUGCUGCCAGGAACUACUGCAAGACAGAUAGAAUCACAAGCAGGAAAUUUCAGUGAUUUAGUAGUAGAAGCCUACAAGAAGCUGCUCUCCGAAGUGAAAAUUCAGGUGGAUAACCCAAUGCAAGAUAUAAAUGUCAAAAUUACAGCAAUCUGCCCUGAUGGAAGUAGGAAACCAGGCUUGGAGGGAUGCAAAAAUGUGAAAUCCACAGCUGAAGUGCUCUUCAAUAUUUCCAUUGCCAUGGAAGGAUGUCGUACAACUGAAGGGAGAAAAUAUGUCAUGCUAAAACCCCUUGGUUUCAAUGAAUCUACCAGAGUUAAUAUACACAAAAGAUGUGCAUGUCAGUGUGAGGCCAGCAUAAAGCGCAAAAGAAUAUGCAUCGAUGAAAUGUCUCAGGAACCUGAAACUUCCUACUGCAAGGGUGGUAUCUGUAGUUCCAGUGAUGAAUUCUCUUCCGAGGAGUGCAAGAUGCAAAAAGAUCAUCUAAUCUGCAGUGGUCGAGGAGACUGUGUAGAUGGGAAAUGCAUUUGCCACAAAACCAAGCUUGGUACAAUAUAUGGUAAAUACUGUGAAAAGGAUGACUUUUCCUGCCCUCAUCAUCUUGGAAACUUAUGUGCUGGCAAUGGUGAAUGCGAAGCUGGCAAAUGCAAAUGCUUUGGUGGCUGGGAAGGUGAUCAUUGCCAGUGUUCAUUGUCAUUAUGGAAGCAUUGCAUGAAUUCAGAUGGCCAAAUCUGCAGUGGAAGAGGAACUUGUGUGUGCGGAAGAUGCAAAUGUACAGAUCCCAGCAGUUUUGGCCACUUAUGUGAAUUUUGUCCGAAUUGUAGAACAACUUGCAGUGACAAACGGAAUUGUGUGCUCUGUCAUCACUCCAACUCAUCUCAAAUUACACUUGACCAGUGCAAAACCUCAUGUGCUUAUAGGCUGCAUUAUACUGAAAAAUCUUCAGAAUGCACCUCUGAUGCAAGCCACUUCAGAAUCUUUUUCAUAAUUUUUAUAGUUACCUUUCUGAUUGGGUUGCUUAAUGUGCUUAUAAUCCGACAAAUAAUUCUGCAAUGGAGUAAUAACAAAAUUAAGUCUUCAGCUGAUUAUAGAGUGUCUGCAACAAAAAAGGAAAAAAUGUUCUUGCCUACUGUUUGUACAAAAACCGUAACGUACAGACGCGAUAAGCCUGAAGAAAUCAACAUCAGCAAGUUACAAGUAAAUGAAACUUUCAAGUGCAACUCCUGAAGACAGACUGCUUUCUUCAAAGUUUUGUCUUCGAAGUCAAGUUUAUUUGAAAGAUACUUUGGGGAUUUAUGAUUUGAAUACUGUAAUGAAAAACGGACCUGAAAGCCUAGUUACACAACAUGGCUAGAUUUCAAACAGAGCUGCUCCAUUUUGGAAAAACAGAUGUGCAUUAACUACUGAUGAACAUAAUAAAAUUACUGAUUAAAGCGCAGAUAAUUUGGAUUGGAGCCAAUUUAGUCCCAUUUGGGAUAAAUAGGAUCAAAUUGGCUUAAAUUUGACUGUUCUGGCAUAAGUGGGCUUUGUAUCUGUUCACAACACUAUUCUGCAUUGUAGCACUUUAACAUAAUGUAACUUAUUUAGCAUGUAGCAUUGACAUCUAAUGUUAAUCUAAACUGGCGUUGCAAAAGCACUGAUCUCACUUUAGCUAAUAAAGGCUUGUCUAUGGCAGGGGUUCCCAAACUGUGUUUAGAAAAAUGUAGCUGGCACAAAUGAAUGACAAGUCAGCUGUUGGUGCUUACUCCCGUUCUGAGCACUGGGAGCAAACAGAUGAAAGGAAAAAAUGCGGCCAAGCUGGGCCCACAGGAAUAAAAUACAAGGAUUUCAGAAGGUCUUUUUAAAAAAACAUUUGCAAUAAUUCCUUACUGCCAGCACCUCCAGACCUGAUAAUCACAACCCUUGAUAUCCUCCAUUGCACUAAUUUGGAGGAGAGAGGAUCAGGCUUGCAUCCAGCCAACUCAAAAGACACUAACGGAACAAUUGAAACUCCCAUUCUGGAGGGAGCUUGAAUGGGGCAUCGGUAUUCCUCUCCUGGACUUCACUGGGCUCCACUGUCAGAGGAGCUCCACCUUUGGUGGGAAAGCCCUACCAGCAAGGAUUGCCUAAUACACCUUCCCAAAUAGCAGAUGGAAGCUGCUGCUGCUGGCAGCUAAUGGAAAUUCCCAAAAUGGGAGGGGGCGGGCCCAGCACAGGGUCUUCUGGAUCCUGUGGUGACCCUGCUGCUAUCAUAUGUUGGUCACAGGCCUUUUCACUGUGCCAGCCUGGGAGGUGGCACAGUGAAGGAGUCUUUUUCCUCCACCUUCCACCCUGGCUGGCACAACCAGCAGUGGAAGAGAUGCUGGUCUGCACCACGCCAUCAAAUCCCACUACUUCCAGCCAAGCACUUGGAUUGACCCCUAAGGCUACAAUCCUAAAAUAUACUUUAUAUGAGGCAAGCCCUAAUGAUAUCUGCAGGUCGUACCUCUGAUGUUAAUGUGGGCUCCAAAUGCUGAGAGUCGUGGUGGGGGACUUUGUUCCUUCUAGUAACUCAGAAGGGAGGCACACCUUGCCAUGCUGAGAACCACUGCUCUGUGUGAAUGAGCAAACCAUGUGAUCAAACUAUAUUACAUUUCAGAGUGCACUUGACAAGACUACAAGCAUGUAUGUACACACAGCACAUGUUUUUAUGAAUGUAUAUAUAUUUACCAAUUCUGAUCUUUUUUGCUUUGAUUCUUUUUAAAGUUUGAUAGAAUUGUUUCAUAUAAAAGACUGGAAUAAUCAAAGAGGUUUUUUUUUUAAAAAAAACUACAUUUUGUAAUGGUUCAUAGUUAGGAAGAAAUUCGACCUCAAGAAAAUACUCUUAGCAUUUGACUAAUUUGAGCAGUUUUUAAAUACAAUUUGAAAAUACUGUAUUAGUGCAGAAAAGUGUAAGGUGGUAAGCACAUGAAAAAAGGAGUAGCGCAAAAUGGAUCACCACUCUAGCUUUGUCUGAGCAGUUCCUUGAUGUCUCUGUUAGCCAAAACAUAAAAGUAAUACAUUUUAAUGUUUUAAAACUCUGCGUUGUCCAUGUAUGUGCGGAGCUUGUAUCCUGAUGUUGAAAGCUGUUGGCACGUUCCAUUGCAUAUAAGAGGAUUCCCAUAGUGUUGCAGUGAAUGAAUAACUUGCACAUCUGGUACUGGGCAUUGUGACCCUGUGGAUCUUUGGAUUCUGAUGAAAAUUACUUAUUUUUUGAGAUAGUGAAAAUGUGCUCAACUGAGGCUACAAUGCGCAAACUGCACAAUCAUAGCACUUUUAGAAUUAGAAUGUAUUGUUCUUUGGCAAUGUUACAAUCUCUCUAGCUGAAACAACCAAAUCUUGUGUGUUUUUAUUCAGUUUCUCUCCUCCACAUCUUGCUUUACACACUCCUAAAAAAAGGUACACAAUUAAUGUCAAAAUACGUAAGUUAAAUGUCAACAGGAAUAUCAUGAUAUCUAUGAUUUCUGCAUCAAAAUAUAUCAGGUUUCUCUUCUAUUUGCCAUGCCAUAGUCUGUUAUUGCUAUAUAAACAGAAAAUAGAUCUAAUUUGCAAUGUGUAUUUUGCAGUGGCUUCUGAUGUUUUUGCUUCUGUCAUGUUUAGUGUGUACUGUCUUUUUUGUAAAAAUAAAUGUGGAUGUGUCCUGCUUUUAUAGAUUCAGUGCUUAAUUUGUAGGCUCUUUCUAGGAAAGAGGAGCUCAUAGUAAAUGCAAUUUCUCAUUGUUUGCUGUAAGACUAAACACUUUGAAAUCACUGCCGUCUGUUGAAGCUUCCUACGUAUUUUUAUUUAAAAUGUAUUUUUGUAGUGUACAUGACUAACUUUUUAAUUCAGUUUAUUUAUUAAUGCGUCACUUUAGUAUAUUGUGAGAGUUUAUUUUUCUAUGAGAGUUGCAAUAACUGACUUAGCAUUAAGUUAAUGCAAAAUU
This is a messenger RNA of Rhineura floridana, 5910 nucleotides long. It is a transcript of the gene ITGB8, whose product is annotated as integrin subunit beta 8. Gene Ontology annotation, molecular function: integrin binding. The transcript has 14 exons. Gene Ontology annotation, cellular component: cell surface; focal adhesion; integrin complex. The record is from RefSeq and is a predicted model, not a curated record. Lineage: Eukaryota; Metazoa; Chordata; Lepidosauria; Squamata; Rhineuridae. Gene Ontology annotation, biological process: integrin-mediated signaling pathway; cell migration; cell adhesion mediated by integrin. The coding region runs from base 927 to 3218 and encodes 763 amino acids.